AAGUCACUCGUCGUCACGUACUGACGUAACGAUGUAACCAAGGGUCACUUAAUGAAUCUUUUUUAACAGGUUGAAAAGAUUCGAGUCACUGAAAUGAAUCAAAAUCCCCACCGCUGCAGUUUUUCUCUGACGCGGUGACUUGAAAGGCUGGUUAGCAGAAAUUACCUCGUCCUGAGGGGGCGCGCGGCUCACUGAGUUUAAGUUGAGGAGAUGAGAGAAGCGCCAGUUCAUUCACUGUCAGAUCCCCUCCACGGCGCGAGACCUGUUAAAGUUUGAACCAAAUCAGUUUUAUAUGAGGACAGAGUGUGGACGAGGUGCAUUAAAUGGACUAUUUUGGAUAACUGUGGACUUUCUAUUCCAUGUUUUUGAGUCUAGGAUUACCUUUGGAUUUAGAUUUUAUGAAUUUUAAAAUAAAAUUCAGAAGCGAUGCGGUCAAGGAUGAAGGAUCGCUUCAUUCAUGUUUUCUUUUUUUGUGAAAUGAUCUCGCGCACAGUUUUGUGGGUCUGACUUUUGUAAUUUAAUGGAUUAAAAACGACAAUAUCUUAUUAAAAGGGGUUUGUUUGAUUUCAGAGAGUCAUUUUUAGGGCUUUCUCAGACUUGUGAAGAGUUUAUCCUUAGAGAGAUUUGUCUGUGGAAAGGCAUGUUCCCUGGCUCCACGCCGGUUGGAGCAUCUUUGCGGCUCCGGUCGGGAAGGUUUCGCCUGCGCUGGGACACAUUUGGACCACAGGGGAGAUGAGAACCGCGCUGAUCCACUUUCUCUUCUGCUGCUUCCCUCUGUUUUCAGCAGCCGCUGAGGAAGCGCCGAUUCCCCGAGAGCUGAUCGAGAGACUCGCUAACAGCGAGAUCCGCAGCAUCAGCGACCUCCAGAGGAUCCUGGAGAUUGACUUCGUAGAGAAUGAGGUGCUGGAGGACGUUAAACAAGGCCACCAUAAGGAGCAUCUGUAUGACAGCAGAAACCUCAAGAGCUCACACACACACUCUAGACGCAAGAGAAGCAUUGAGGAGGCAGUGCCAGCCGUCUGUAAGACUCGUACAGUGAUCUACGAGAUCCCACGCAGUCAGGUAGAUCCCACGGCUGCCAACUUCCUGAUCUGGCCUCCGUGUGUCGAGGUGAGACGAUGCUCAGGCUGCUGCAACACCAGCAACAUGCGCUGCCACCCGUCCAAAAAACACCACAGGACUGUGAAGGUGGCCAAGGUGGAGUACGUACGCAGGAGGCCAAAACUCCGGGAGGUGCAGGUGCAGCUGGAGGAUCAUCUCGAAUGUGUGUGCACGUCCAAACAUCACUCAGAGUCUCGCAUACACACAGAUAUAAGGUGAGCGUGGCACUGGAUAAAAGAAAGCAGUGGAGGUCCAUCGCAGCCAAUCAGAUAACUCGGACUACACGACAGCCAUUGAGUGAUAUCAUCUGAAGAGACGAGGCGGAUGUGAACUGUUGAACAAUGAGCGAAUCAGGGCAGCCUUUUUGGAUUACUUUGGACUUUUGAUGCACCUUUAGAGGGGACCCGGAGAGAGACUUUGGAUUAAAACCCAGGGGAGCUAAGCACAACAAACUAGAGACUGCAAUGACAGAGACUCGCAGAGCCUGAAAACGAACUUCAGUCAGUCGAAGUACUGAUUCAACAACCUUUUAAAGGAGCAUCUAUCACAACUUUAUUUGUGUAUCAAAUUUUAUUUCUCCAGCAAAUAUCUGUAUCAUCUUAUUUUUGUAACUGCCAGUUUUCUAUCAACAAUCAUCUUCUCUUAUAUAUGCCGUAGAAUGAACGAGUACAACAAAAUGCAAUCUACAGUAACUGAUACUAAUAAAGUGAAUACAUUUUAUUGUGUUUGUCUGACAGACAAAGAUGAA
This is a messenger RNA of Ctenopharyngodon idella (grass carp), 1849 nucleotides long. Its product is annotated as platelet-derived growth factor subunit A-like. The transcript has 6 exons. Gene Ontology annotation, biological process: positive regulation of ERK1 and ERK2 cascade; positive regulation of cell population proliferation; platelet-derived growth factor receptor signaling pathway. Gene Ontology annotation, molecular function: platelet-derived growth factor receptor binding; growth factor activity. The coding region runs from base 733 to 1320 and encodes 195 amino acids. The record is from RefSeq and is a predicted model, not a curated record. Gene Ontology annotation, cellular component: membrane. Lineage: Eukaryota; Metazoa; Chordata; Actinopteri; Cypriniformes; Xenocyprididae.